This is a messenger RNA of Stylophora pistillata, 961 nucleotides long. RefSeq names its product E3 SUMO-protein ligase NSE2. The record is from RefSeq and is a predicted model, not a curated record. Gene Ontology annotation, molecular function: SUMO ligase activity; ubiquitin-protein transferase activity; zinc ion binding. Gene Ontology annotation, biological process: double-strand break repair via homologous recombination; protein sumoylation; protein ubiquitination. Lineage: Eukaryota; Metazoa; Cnidaria; Anthozoa; Scleractinia; Pocilloporidae. Gene Ontology annotation, cellular component: nucleus; Smc5-Smc6 complex.
CCUUUGAGAUUAUUGCUCCUCCAUAUUUAUAUUUAUAAAGCACAACUUCAAAAUGCAUGCACACUUUAGAGCCGUAGACAACGCAGUCGAUAAAGUUCGGAAAGUGAACGAAUAUGUGUACAAUGGCCUGGGUGUAACUUUAGACGUAGCGCUGGAUUUGGAAGAAGUUAGUAAAGACAACGAGCUGGUAAAAGAGUUAGAAGAUACGAUGCUACAGUAUGUUAACAUGGAGAGAGAGAUGGAACAGUGCAUGAAAGCUGUCGAGUUAGCGAAGGACGAGUUUAAUCGAAAGUAUGAUGUAAAUCGUGCUGAUACUCCAAACAUUGAAGAUAUCUUCAAAGAAAAGUUGAGUUCUCUUGAAAAGAACAACAAAGAUUCCGACCUCGAUACUCACCCCAAGGUGAAAGAAUUCAGGGAAAAAGUUUGGAACAUUCACCACCAGGGGGAACCCAUGCCCCAGACAAACACACAGCCAGGAUCGCAGGAUGAAGAUAUUAUAAUGUCACAGGCACCUGCAGAACAAACAAAGUGUCCACUGACAUUGAAAGAUAUGGUCAAACCUAUGAAAAGUAAAAUAUGUGGACACAACUAUGAACAAGAGGCAAUUAUGCAGCAUAUUAGCAGAGGGAGAGGAAGGGCUAAGUGUCCAGUCUGUGGACAACUCCUCACUAAAGCUGAUCUGGAACACAAUGCUGUACUGCAGCAUUCCAUUAAGCGAAAAAAUAGGAGGAAGUAAAUGUGAAUUAUUGUUCUCAGGAAUUUAUCUUAUUGGAAAAGUGCAUGUUGUAUUGUCAGAAACUGUAAAGACAGUUGUUGUUGUUAAGAGAAAUGUUUGAUAUAUCAAUAAUUUUGUAAAUGUAAUGUUCAUUACAAUAUGAUGUAAAGUAGUUUUAAGAUGUUUACUAGUAUAUUUCCCUAUGAUUGUUUGAGAAUGGCAGAAACAAGACAAAACUGAAUUGUA